UUUCCAUACAGUAGAGAAAAUGGCAACUCUUCAUGUUCCAGCUUGUGUUCCUUCUCCUGCUGAGGACGCAGCGCAGAUUAAGAAGGCCUUUGAAGGAUGGGGCACAAAUGAGGGGUUGAUUAUUUCCAUCUUGGCUCACAGGAAUGCUGAUCAGAGGAAACUGAUUCAGCAGGCUUAUGCUGAAACUUAUGGGGAGGAACUUCUCAAGGCACUGUACAAAGAACUCUCAAGUGAUUUUGAGCGCGCUCUGUUGCUAUGGACACUGCAUCCUUCCGAGCGUGAUGCACUUUUGGCUAAUGAGGCUACAAAGAGGUUCACUUCAAGCAAUUGGGUUCUCAUGGAAAUAGCUUGUUCUAGGUCUUCACAUGAACUACACUUGGUAAAGCAGGCUUACCAUGCUAAGUUCAAGAAAUCCCUAGAAGAAGAUGUUGCAUUUCAUACAUCUGGAGACUACCGCAAGCUUUUGGUUCCUCUUGUGAGUGCUUUCCGAUAUGAAGGAGAUGAAGUGAACGUUACAGUGGCAAAAAGGGAGGCCAAGAUACUUCAUGAGAAAAUCAAGGACAAACACUACAAUGAUGAGGAGCUCAUUAGGAUCAUCAGUACCAGGAGUAAGGCACAGCUAAACGCUACUUUCAAUCAUUACAACAAUGAGUUUGGAAAUGCCAUCACCAAGGAUCUGAAGGCUGAUAAGGAUGAUGAAUUCCUCAAAUUAUUGAGAGCAACUGCCAAACUCUUGACCUUCCCUGAGAAGUACUUCGAAAAGCUUCUGCGUCUAUGUAUCAACAAGCUCGGCACUGAUGAAGGUGCACUCACUAGAGUUGUUACCACCAGGGCAGAGAUUGACCUGCAUCGCAUUAAGGAAGAAUACCAGCGCAGAAACAGUGUUACUCUGGCACAUGCAAUUCAAAAGGACACUAGAGGUGACUAUGAGAAGCUGUUGCUGGAAUUGAUUGGAGCCUGAGCUUUGCUACUGAACCACCCAGAAUAAAUAUGAAAACAGUCUUUAAGUUAUAUAUUCAUGACUACUCUUUGCUUCAAUGCAACGUUAUUAAUGUUGUGUGCGUAUCCGGCUUGUUUAAUUUAUCUAGGCUACUCUGGCAACAAUACAUUUCUGUAUCAGAGUUGGUGUUUGUUUAUGAACGAGUUCCUUCGGUUAAUGAUGAUUUACUUGAGUUCUA
Messenger RNA from Argentina anserina (silverweed cinquefoil), 1178 nucleotides. RefSeq names its product annexin Gh1-like. The record is from RefSeq and is a predicted model, not a curated record. Gene Ontology annotation, molecular function: calcium ion binding; calcium-dependent phospholipid binding. Gene Ontology annotation, cellular component: cytoplasm; cytosol. The transcript has 6 exons. Bases 20 to 961 code for a protein of 313 amino acids. Lineage: Eukaryota; Viridiplantae; Streptophyta; Magnoliopsida; Rosales; Rosaceae.